Molecule: messenger RNA, 1032 nt
Organism: Kuraishia capsulata CBS 1993
Lineage: Eukaryota; Fungi; Ascomycota; Pichiomycetes; Pichiales; Pichiaceae
Exons: 1
Coding region: 1-1032 (343 amino acids)
Molecular function (GO): oxidoreductase activity, acting on the CH-OH group of donors, NAD or NADP as acceptor
Source: RefSeq, a predicted model, not a curated record
AUGCCCACAGUCCUUGUCACCGGUGCCUCAGGCUAUAUUGCUGCCCAUAUUGUCAGUCAGCUACUCGAAAAGGAGUACACCGUCAUCGGCACUGUUAGGUCUGAAGAGAAGGCCGAAUUCUUUCUCAAGAAGUUUUCAGAUUCCGAUCUGAGUUUCGAGAUUGUUGCUGACAUUGCAGAGGCAGCUUCUUUUGAUGCCACGUUUAAGGCGCACCCCGAGAUUGAAUUUGUGAUCCAUAGUGCAGCUGUUCUUCCAAGAGGCGUGCCUAAAGAAGAUUUCUACAAGCAGUAUGUAGAGACUUCUAUUGCAGGAACCACCAACAUUCUCAAGGCCAUAGAGAAAUAUGGCCCCAAAGUCAAGCAUGUGGUUCUCACGUCUUCUGGAGCAUCCAUUGCCGACUUCAGAUUAUUGUCGGACCCUGAUCUGUUUUUGACGGAAGAGACAUGGAACGAGAUGACUUGGGACCAGGUCGGAGAUUAUGAACUGUUGGCUUAUGCAUACUCAAAGGCUGAAGCUGAAAGAGCUGCACUGAAAUUUGUUGAGAGACCAGAGAUCAAAUUCACCUUUACAUCGGUUUGUCCGUUCCAUGUUAUUGGACCACAGAAGUUCGUUGAAUUGGAAGGAAACCCAUCCAGCGAGGUGCAGCAUGUCAUCAGUCUCGUUGAAACUCCUGCAGAUAAUCCCGGUCCCUUUGAUGCCUGGGGAGUUGCUAUUGAUGUCAGAGACGUAGCAAAAGCACACGUGUUGAGUGUUGAAAACUACGUUAAGUUCAAGGGAGCGAGACUGGCUCUGGGCCGGACUGAGUUUUCAUCCCAGAUUUUCCUCGAUUUCAUCAACAAGAAUUUUCCCGAGCUUGUAGGAAAAAUCCCAGUUGGAAAUUCGGCAGACCAUGCUGCAACCUUGGAGGCAAAGCAUGUUGCCCAUGAUUUCACGAAGACCGCCGAGAUUAUGGGCAUUGACUUCAUUCCUCUUGAGAAGUCGGUCGUUGACGGAGUCAGACAGUAUCUCGAGUACAAGGAUCUUAAGAAAUGA